AUGUCUGUCACGGCGAUUUGCAAUAUAAGCAUGGUGGCACUGAUGCUGCUGCCAGUGAUCUAUUUUCUCCAUGCCCUUUACUGCUUAUUUUUCCAUCCCCUGCGUAAAUAUCCGGGUCCAUGGCACUGGGCCAUUAGCGAUCUUCCCCGCAUCUAUUGCGUCAUGCAAGGAACAUACGUCAAAUAUAGUCACGACUUGCAUCUCAAAUACGGCGACGUGGUGCGAGUUGGUCCGAACGAACUGUCCUACACUGAUGGACAAGCUUGGAAAGAUAUCUAUAACCGUCAUCGGGGCACCUUUUUGAAAGAUCCUGACUUUUUCGGAGAAGCUCCCAACGGUGUCGUGCACGUUGCUUCAGCCAAUGGUGCCACCCAUGCCAGAAUGCGAAGGAUAUUGCUGCGCGGCUUCUCAGCGCGCGCCCUCCGCGAGCAAGAGGACCUUCUCUUGAGACACGUCAACCACAUGAUGUCGGCAAUCCGAAACCUCAUAGCGCAAAACGGCUCGGUAGCAACGUUCAAUCUGGUCGACAUGCUCAACUUCACCACCUUUGAUUUACAGGCCGACAUGACGUUCGGUGAAUCGCUCCAUCUGCUGGACAACCAAACAUACGUGCCUUGGGUCAGAGCAAGCAUGACGGGAAUCAAAUUCAUGGCCAUUCGGUGUGUCUUAAGGAAGCUGGCCCUGAUCGGACGAGCCGUGGAGCUCUUGACAGCGACGCGGAAGAAGCUGAUGGAACAUUUCCAAUUCUCCGCCGACAUGGUCGAUCGCCGGUUAGCUCGCACUGACAGCACCAACCCGGAUAUUUGGCGCUUUGUGUUGCAGGAGAAAGAGGAUGUGCGACUGACAGUUCCAGAGAUGCAUUCCAAUGCGUUUGCUCUCAUGAUGGCCGGUAGCGAAACCACCGCAACCGUGCUCAGUGGCCUAGUCUAUUUUCUCCUGCGGGAGCCGUUGGCGAUGAAGCGCCUGGUGGGUGAGAUCCGCGAUGCUUUCGCCAGCGAAGAUGAAAUCACUCCGACAGCUGUGACCAGAUUGGAGUACCUUGAUGCGUGCAUCCUGGAGUCGAUGCGCCUCUACCCUGCUGCAGCUGUGGGGCUUCCGAGGCUCGUGCCAUCAGGCGGAGUGAAUAUCUGCAACGAUAUGAUUCCAGGCGGGACAAUGGUGUACGUCAGUAACUAUGCCGCCAACCGGUCCCCUCACAACUUCAGUCGACCUGAGGAAUACCGUCCUGAGCGGUGGCUGGGCUUGGAUGCCGCCUUCGAGGGAGACCACAAGGACGCCUUCCAGCCGUUUUCCAUGGGACCGCAAAACUGUCUUGGGCAGAAUCUCGCGUGGCAUGAAAUGCGACUCAUUAUGUCCAAGCUGCUGUGGCAUUUCGAUAUAAAAGACACCAAGAUGAAUGAAGGCUGGACCGACCAAAAGACAUUCAUCGUGUGGGAGAAGAAGCCUCUGAUGGUUCACAUGUCGCUGAGGUCGACUUAG
Aspergillus sclerotioniger CBS 115572 is the source of this 1479-nucleotide messenger RNA. Its product is annotated as cytochrome P450. The transcript has 4 exons. The record is from RefSeq and is a predicted model, not a curated record. Bases 1 to 1479 code for a protein of 492 amino acids. NCBI's taxonomy places the organism in Eukaryota, Fungi, Ascomycota, Eurotiomycetes, Eurotiales, Aspergillaceae. Gene Ontology annotation, molecular function: iron ion binding; heme binding; monooxygenase activity.